AAUGAUCGACCCAUCCAUCAACAUAGCUCAAUGCCUUGGGACUCAACCGAUAUGAUAUACUACGGUAUUAACCAAAAUCUAAAACAGUAAGCCUGAUGACUUAUGUUCAUGUAGUAUUAAGUCUGAUGACUUGUCUGCCAAUAAAAGAAACUAGAAGGGCUUAGUCUCAAAUGGCCGAAGAGAUAAGGUUUCCUAUCGUCAUCCUCAAUGCAUCUGGAAUCAAUCGAUUUGUUCGGUAUGCACAUAUAGCACCGGCACCGCCGCUGCGUACCAGUGUAACCGGGAGAAAGAGAGACCGGGGGUGGGCGGGUGGCGCCGGAGGGCUUGCUCGUCCAACGCCGCGCGCCAGAGGGCGCUGCCUGGCGUCGCUGCGUCCUCGGCCGCUGCGUCGACGUUGCUGUAGUGUCGUGGGCUGGUCGUGCUACCGGUGCCGCCGCGGUGGAGAUCGCCGUUCUAGGCGCCGGCCAUUGGUUACCCCGAGGACACGCCGCCUGUACUGGAGGGUAUGCCGCGCCGUGGUCGUGCUCCGCCUGAGGGAGGAGCGCCGCGUCGAAUGCUGCACCCGAGAGGUGGAGGACGCCGUCGUCGCCAAACGCCGAGAAGCAUGUCCAUUGAUUACUGCUGUGGACGGGAAUAUGGCUAAUCGAAUCGGCGGCAUUCUUCUCUUCUCCUGUGGCCAUUUCUCAGCGGAGAGCAAAAGUGCUGAUAACGUGUUAGAGAGAAUCGAGAGAGAGGAGCGAAUGGAAAACAGAUAUAUGAAUGAACAGUUAUUCUAUUGAUUGAAGAUUGGGGUAUUUA
This is a messenger RNA of Triticum aestivum (bread wheat), 798 nucleotides long. RefSeq lists its product as uncharacterized. The record is from RefSeq and is a predicted model, not a curated record. Lineage: Eukaryota; Viridiplantae; Streptophyta; Magnoliopsida; Poales; Poaceae. Bases 171 to 779 code for a protein of 202 amino acids. The transcript is spliced from 2 exons.